Molecule: messenger RNA, 4906 nt
Organism: Alligator mississippiensis (American alligator)
Lineage: Eukaryota; Metazoa; Chordata; Crocodylia; Alligatoridae
Gene: ROBO4
Product: roundabout guidance receptor 4
Exons: 21
Coding region: 294-3953 (1219 amino acids)
Biological process (GO): axon guidance; homophilic cell-cell adhesion; dendrite self-avoidance
Cellular component (GO): plasma membrane; axon
Molecular function (GO): cell-cell adhesion mediator activity
Source: RefSeq, a predicted model, not a curated record
CUCCCCUCCUGUGUGGGCCAAGAUUAGGGCUCAUUAAGCAGCUGUAGUUUUCAACUGACCUUGCAGAUGGCAAAGCUGUAGUUCCCACUCACUCCUUGCAGUGAGCAGAGCCAGGGGAGCAGCAGCUGCCACCCAGUGAUAUGAAACUGGAUUGGCAAGGACACUCCUGAGGAGAAGAGCAUGCUGGAGAGAGAUAUCACCUAAGGCACAGAGCAACAGCUGAGGGCUAAAUGGAUGAGUUUUCCCUAGGACAGGAGUACGUCUGCACUAACUGAACCAGCGGCUAGGAAGGCAUGGCAGGAGUGUGGGCUGCUCUUCAAGCACUCUGGCUGGGGGCAGCAUUCUGGCAGGUUCAAGGUUCAAGGUCCCGUUCUGAGGAGUUUGCACCCUACAUCACUGAUCAUCCAACAGACCUGGUGGUGCAGUGGGACCAGCCUGCCACCCUGAACUGCCGUGCGGAAGGGAAUCCAAAGCCAACAAUAGAGUGGUACCGCAAUGGGGAGUAUGUGAAAACAAAUAAAGAUGAGCUUUCUUACCAGCGCAGUCUUCUGCCUGGUGGGUCUCUCUUCUUUUACCGCCUCAACCAGCAGAAAGGCCAGUCAGAUGAAGGAAUAUACAGUUGUGUAGCAAAGAACUACUUGGGUGUAGCCACUAGUAAAAAUGCAUCACUCUACAUUGCUGCUCUGCAGGAUGACUUUCAGCUGCAUCCCAGUGACCUGGUGGUGGCAGUGGGGGAGCAAGUGCGGUUGGAAUGUGCACCUCCAAGGGGACAUCCUGAGCCCACAGUGUCCUGGAAGAAGGAUGGAGUGCCUAUAAACCAGGAAAGCAGUCAUCAUGAAAUCUCCAGUGGGAGGCUCCUGGUAGCUCAUGCCCAAAAAAGUGACUCAGGAGUGUAUGUCUGCGUGGCUUUCAACCAAGUGGGCAAGCGAGAAAGCAAGGUGGCUCUUGUCUCUGUCCUGGAGAAACCAACAUUCACUCAAAGACCCACCGAUGUUGUGGCCAAAUUUGGCAGCAGUGUCCAGUUUACAUGUGGCGUUCAUGGCGACCCACUGCCUAAGGUGUGGUGGCACAAGGAACAUGGGAAGCUGCCCGUGGCCAGGCACGAGGUAGAUGAGGAGCACACUUUGUGGAUCUAUUAUGUCACAGCACUUGAUUCAGGCAGGUAUAUCUGCACAGCCCAGAACCAGGUGGGAACCACUUUGGCCUGGGCCUCACUCUCUGUGCAAGAGCCUGAUUCUGCAGACACAGGACAGCAUCCUUGUUCAGAGAAGCAGGGAUACGAGCAAGUGGAGAAGAUGGAGAGGGUCCAGAGGUUGCCAACAGACAUGAUAAAGGGGUUGGAAGGAAAGCUGCAUGAGGACAAGUUAAGAGGCCCCCUGGACACAGGCCAGAGGGAGGAUGUCCCACAUGAGCUAUCAGGCAUCUAUCUGCACCUGGAUAAUAGCACAGUGCUCCCUGCCUCCUCUGCUGUCCACCUGCACUGGAAGGUGAUCAGCUCAUCCCAGCACCCUGAGGGUUUCACUGUGCUUUACCGCUCUCUGCAUCCAGUAAAGAUGAACUGGGCUGAACUGAAGGUACCCAAAGAACACAGCAUCAUCAUCCCAGCACUGCGGAGAGGCUACAAGUAUGAGUUUAAGGUUCGGCCCUACACUGGAAAGGUCCACGGCUUGGACAGCAACAGCAAGCAGCUCUGUAUCCCAGAGGAAGUGCCAAGUGCAGCUCCGCAACAUGUAACCAUCACAAGAGGCAAUGAUGAGAAUGGCACAGUCGUCAUCAGCUGGGACCCUCCUCCUCAUGACGCACACAAUGGCAUCAUUAAGGGCUACAAGGUCUGGUAUUUGGGGAAUGAAACUCACCAUCACUCUAACAGUACAGUGGAUGGAGGUACACACCGUCUGGAGACAGCUGUCCUGGCUACAGGGAUUAAGUACUGCAUCAAGGUGGCAGCUUUCAAUGGAGCAGGGAUCGGGGUGCCCAGCAACUCCACCUGCAGCAUCAUAGAGCCCCUGCUAGGAAAGAUGACAAAGGCCCCAGAGGUGCUCUCCUUCAUCCACAUCUUGGGUGUAGUCCGACAACCUGCCUUCAUCGCUGGUAUGGGCUCCGUGCUCUGGAUCGUGCUGAUGGUCCUGGCCAUUUACCUGUGCCAGCACCACAGCAGACAGUACAACCAAGGACAGCAGCACGUCUUGGGCAGAGGGAUGUACCGAUAUGGCAGUGAAGAUACCGUCAUUCAGCAAAGGACAAACACCAGUGACUCCCCAUGGCUUUCAGACACCUGGAAAUCCACAUUGUACUCCAAGAACUUCAGUACCUGUAGUAGCCUGAGCAGCCAGCUCCUGUGGGCUGAAACCAAGGACAGGCUGGACUUCCACCACUCUACCAUGUCCUUUGACCACCAGAGCCACAGCUCCCAGCUCCCACUAACACCUGACAACAGUAGUUUGCACAAAGCAGUUUAUGUUGACCUUCCUGCUAGAGACAUGAAAACCUUUCACUACCCCAUGCUGCCCAGCCUCCUUGAGCCUCAACACAGAAGACCUACUGAACACUGGCCUGUGCCCUGUCUUAACCCAGGCCUCAGUCUAGAGAGCACUUGUGUGAGGGGAGCCAUUAGGAAAGGGCCAUGGCAGCCAGUGAGCUCUGUGCCCUCCCAUCUUGCGCUCCAGGGUCCUUGGAAGAGCUGCAGCAAGUGGGAGCUUCAGCAGGUACACAGCACCCCUUUGCUUCCAUCCAGCUUCUCUGCACCCUCAAGUGGCCCUGACAGUACAGACUGUCCCAGCGAUAGAGGACAGAGCCUCACAGGCAAAGGGGAGGACACCAAAGCGCUGAAAACCUUCAGCUCUCCCAAGCUGCUGCAGCACAGCCCCUUGCUGAACAUGAAUGGCAUGCUACCCCUUCCCACAGUGCCUCCCGUUCAGCACAGCCCCCGGGAUCAGGGAUCACAGGAAGAGUGCAGCAACUCUCAGGAGGACAUCCUGUCCCAGCAGCCAGAGAGGGGUUCUCUGCCAAGCUCUGAGGACACCCUGGGGGAGAAACUGCCCUACUACCACCUCUCCACAGCUUCACCCUCACUGUCCCUCAGUGAGGACAGAGAUGCUGUGCUGACACCAGACCAGGUGGCUCAGUACCUAGAGCUCAGUGAGGAGGAUGAGUGUCAAAGGCCCCAGCAGGAGAGCACCUCUUCUAUCACAUGUGCCCUCUCCCCCCCGCACACUUAUGGAUACAUCUGUAGCCUGCUGCCUUCAGACCUGGGGGAUGCAGAUCCUGCUGACGAGAUGGAAGAUGACCCCAACAUAGAGGGAGGAGACUGCCACACCACGCACUUCUUCCAGCGGUAUUGCCAGACACCCUCCUCCAGCCCCAGUGAGGCUGAAGCUGAGGGCUCACUGGGUGGCUCCCUGCUCAAUGGCUGGGGCUCAGUCUCAGAGGAGAACUUUACCAGCACACGCUGCAGCCUGGUCAGCUCCUCAGAUGGCUCCUUCCUCAUGGAUGCCAACUUUGCUCAGGCAUUGACUGUGGCAGUGGACAGCUUCUGUUGUGGGCUGAGUCAGCCAGAGGUUGAGCAGGCUUACUCAGACUUCUUGCCACCUACCUCCCUUCUGGAUGGGCUCCUUUACCCCCCUGAGUCCCAAGAGGUCACAGCAAGACUUGGAGCAGAGCCCCUGUCUGUGUGGAGCUGGACCAACAACUGGAUGGAAGACAUGGAAACCAAAUUUGCCCAGCAGGCCCAGAGGAAACAUACCACUGUGACAGCAGAGGAAGGGAAGGCAGUGCUAGGUACCCACGUGUCUGAGUCCAGCAGCCCCUGGGAAGGAACAGGCCGUGAGCACCAGGACCCCAGCCCUGCUGCCUGCAGUGACAUGCCAAGCAACUUGGCAUUGCAAUGGAAGGGGGAGAAAAGCAGAGUUGUGAUGCUGCCAGUGGACAUCACACAGUCACUGGUCAAGGUGUAAGAGAGCUGUUCUGUUCCAGGCAGGCACCUAUGUAUGCUCUGUCUGUAACUCCACGGAGACUCCGGACAGAGAUGGGAAGUGGGUGAGUUGCAGUUGGCCUAGGGGCUCACUCUUACCUAAUAGCAUUCCCCACUCCAGUCCCCCCCUAGAAGGCCUCCUUCCCUGCAAGCUGAACCCCUCAUGAAAAGACUUCAAAGAUUCUCCUGAACUGCAGCACUCCAGUCUCCCAGGCAAGUGAUUUUACCAGCUCUUGCCAGAGCCCACAGCUACAAGAGAGGAGCAUUCAGCAUCAGAGGUGGAACAGGCAGGAGCUGGCAGCUCUUGUCAGAGGUCAGAGGCCUCUCCAGAACUCCCUACAGGCCCAGUGGGAUAUCAUACCAUCUUAGUCUAUUGCACAUCUAAUAUCUGGAGUGGGUGGCCUUGUUUUCUCAUUGGAUUCCGUGAUCUCUGGUAGGAAUCCUGCUUCCCUUUCAUUGGCUGGUGUUCCAUGUCUACUGGAUCUAUCUGGGACAUCUAAACAGGAUUCCUCUUCUAGGCUUUGGAUUCUAAAUUGUUGCUCUGGGACCCUGCCUGGAGCAUCCAACAGAAUGGGGCUGUCUUAUGCCACAAAAAGAGACCAGUAGUUUGGGAACCCCUCCAGCUGUUGUUGAUUUACAGUGUCCUUCAUGUGCAUGACUUGUUACUCCCAUGGCCCAUACUGGGAGGCCUGCAGAGCUGCUCAUCCAGCUGGUACUCAUGGAGUCCUCCUUUCAAUGCCAAUUUGGUUUGUGAUGGAGUUUGGUUGAAUUGCUGCCUUUGGUGUUACGUUCUAGAUGCUUUGCAGGGUCAGUCUAUUUGUAGCUUUUCAAGCUUCCUGUAAUGGUUUUCUUGAGGCUUUUACUGAUCUGGCCUGAUUGCCCACUACUAAUAUGUCUAUGCCCUUAUUUCUGUAAAUAAAGAGCUCCUGCUUCAGA